Fopius arisanus is the source of this 1551-nucleotide messenger RNA. It is a transcript of the gene C15, whose product is annotated as homeobox protein C15. The record is from RefSeq and is a predicted model, not a curated record. NCBI's taxonomy places the organism in Eukaryota, Metazoa, Arthropoda, Insecta, Hymenoptera, Braconidae. The transcript is spliced from 3 exons. The coding region runs from base 1 to 1197 and encodes 398 amino acids. Gene Ontology annotation, molecular function: RNA polymerase II cis-regulatory region sequence-specific DNA binding; DNA-binding transcription factor activity, RNA polymerase II-specific. Gene Ontology annotation, biological process: animal organ development; regulation of transcription by RNA polymerase II. Gene Ontology annotation, cellular component: nucleus.
AUGUCUGAUCACGGAGACAGUGAGGUUGAUCCUUCAGAAGAGAUCAAUGUUGAUGAACUUGACUCGAGAAGUUGUUCUCCCCAUAAUUACGUAAACUCAACUGACAAUCAUCAAAAUGAAGCACCGUCGGAGUGCUCAACAUCACCACCACCAAUGCACAUCACUAAAACACCGAGUGAUACAUCACCUCGCAGUCAUCCAUUUAGUAUAAGUCGUCUGUUGGGUGAUGCUAGUGGUAGAAAUCAAGCAAAGAGCCCUAGCUCCGAUGAUCCCGACAGUGAUAAAGAACGAAGAUCAUCAUGGGUUUGGGAUGACAGCCACAAUCGUAACUCAAAUGAAGAUGAGAGGAGAUCAUGGGGCGUCGAGUUGGAGGAGAAAAUGUCAGAGAAAGAUGAUGAUGAUACAGGCAGUACACCGGAUAUGCAUGGAAAUGGUCAAAUGCAUCCAGCAGAUCUCUUGGCGCCAUUCAGACUUUUCCCAGGUGGUUCUGGUUUAAUAUACACUGGUGGUGGUGUCAUCAGGGUCCCCGCCCACAGACCACCAGGACCAAAUGGCCCACCUGGGAACGGCCUGACUUCUCAAGCAGGUCUUAUACCACCCUGGAGUCUUCAAGCCCUCCAACACAGCCAGCAGCAAGCUGCUGCUGCUGCUGGUCUCCAUCGGGCCAGCUUACUCGCCAAUCUCGCUCAUCCACUUCAAACCCAUCCACAUCUCAAGGAUCGUCUUGCAGUGGCUGGAGCUUUUCCUAGAAGAAUUGGACAUCCUUAUCAGAAUAGAACUCCACCCAAGAGAAAGAAACCGAGAACGAGCUUCACAAGAUUGCAGAUUGCUGAAUUGGAGAAACGAUUUCAUAAACAAAAAUAUUUGGCGUCGGCGGAGAGGGCAGCUCUUGCCAAGUCUCUCAAGAUGACAGACGCCCAGGUGAAGACGUGGUUUCAGAACAGGCGGACCAAGUGGAGACGACAAACAGCUGAGGAAAGAGAAGCUGAGAGACAAGCGGCGAAUCGUUUGAUGUUAUCACUGCAAGCAGAAGCUCUGGGAAAAGUUGGCUAUCCAGGAGGGGUGAGUAAUCAUCCUGGAGGAGCAUCUGUUGCAAACCUAGACGGGCAAUCCUCUGCACCACCUCUUGGACACACAGUCAACCAGUGGGCCUCACCCUACGGCCCACCUCAACCCCUUACCGAGCCCAUUUGCUAAAGAUAAAUGGUAUUUUCUAUAAAUCGAUAGAUCGAAUAGAAAAAGAACAGAAAAACAUAUCUCAUUUAUGUAAAUAAUACCCUACACUUGAACAAAUUAUUUGUAAGAUAUAGAGAGUGAUCUAGUGCGGGCGGCAAGUCAGAAGGUAUGCCAUGUAUAUACCACUUGAAUUAUUGAAGCCAGAUUAUUCUUAAUAUUGUAGAGUAUAGGAUAUCUAUAUAAUAUCGCGGUUAUAAUAUUACGAGUGGUUAUAACUCAAUGUCGGUGUAAGAAUUCCGAGAGAAAACAUACAAUAGGUGACAUGUAUUUAAAAAAUUAUUAUUAAUUGGUAGACGUAUUUGAAUAUGAUGUAUA